Molecule: messenger RNA, 3021 nt
Organism: Symbiodinium natans
Lineage: Eukaryota; Dinophyceae; Suessiales; Symbiodiniaceae
Source: the annotation of a GenBank genome assembly
AUGGACUUGGUUUUCAAGGGGCCCAAUGCGUCUCGAAUGAAUCAUAGGGAACGUCGUUUGCAUCGUGUUUGGCGCCAGAUCACCGAGCUUGUCAAACAAUGGGAGCGGGGCAAUGUGGAUGCAAACUUGUUGAACAAAGCUACUCGUGCUUUUCGCAACCUUUGUCGUGAAGGCUUUAUCGAAGAAGAUGCUACAGAGCCUGUGGAUAUGCAACAGGCGUUGGACGUGGCUAUCAGAGCGGAGGCCAAGGAAACGGCUUUGGACAGGUUCACAAUUUGGAAAGAAGGAGCUCGCAAGGCCGGGCUCAAACCUUUGUUUGAUUUCAUUGGUGGCAAGACGCGAUGUGGCCAGGUUGCCGUCACGACUCCAGAUGGGCUCACGGCCGACCCUGCUGCUGUCCUUGCUCAUGCUCAGGCGCAGUGGAAUCGCAAAAAUCAUUCGGCUUUGGACGAUGACCUCCGGCAGGCUUAUUUGCGGCGGGUGCGGCCUCAUGUAGUUCCUCACGUUCCUCCUCACGAUGUCGAUCGGCCCUUCUCUGUAAAGGAGCUCCGGCGUGCUUUGAAGGACACUUCUGGGUCCGCUCCUGGUCCUUCGCAGUGGUCGGCUGAUCAGUUGUUGAAGGCGCCCGCUGAGGCGCUUGAAAUGUUGGUUACGCUGUUGAACACCAUCAAAGACACGGGUGUCUGGCCUGCAGCUUUGCGCAUGCAGGAAGUUACCAUGAUUCCAAAGCGCGCGGGUGCCUCGGACAUGCGCCCGAUUGGGGUCACGGCAGUGGUCACUCGGAUCCUGGAGAAGAUGCUCCUUUCCAGAUACAAGCCUUGGGUCGCGCAGAUUCAAAAGACUGAUGCCACCGAGAUCUUGCUAUCUGUCGAGGCCCACAUUGCUCACGCCACCUCCACGGGCCAGCAAUGUAUUUUCCGUCAAAGCGAUCUGAGCAAUUGCUUCACUCGCCUGGAUGUGGACAUCGCCAAACAAUUGGCGCAAUGGUUUGGGAUGCUCCCCAAACACGCCGAGCUUUACUUUGAGCUCAAUCGUCGCAGGCCCGCUGUCAUCAAGGCUGGCUCGGCGGUUAGUCAGUGGCAGGUUCCAGACAGGGGCAUGCCCCAAGGUGAUCCGGUGAGUCCUCUUGCAGCGGCCUUGUAUGCGGCGGCUCAUGAGGCCGUGAUCCGGAAUGACUUCCCCGCGGCUUCCUUCUACACGUUUGUGGACGACCGCACGAUAUGCACAACACAGGAGCAGCACAUGACAGGGGUUGUGAACCUUCUUCGUGAACUUGAUCAUCUCAGUGGACAAGCCGAAGACGCUACAAAGGAGGAAAUGGCUAUCGUCAAUGCAGUACCAGAAAGCCGUGAUCUUUUCCCUCACGCGCGGGACGAGUACAUUGACUUGUUGGGCAUUCGUUUUGACCUCAAUGGCAAGGCCGCUCCCAGCACUGCCCCCAGAGCCCGGGCUCGCUUCAAGGAGCUCGGGCUGCGGGUGGAACGUUUGGGCAAGAUCACGCGCAAUUUGCAACUGGGUUCUUCGCAGCUAUGCAAGGUGAUGAUCGCCACAAUGGGCCUUUUUCGAUGGGAUGCCGCGUGGAUCUCGUGCAAUUAUUCGGAGGUCAAGUCCUUGGCCACGAAGAUUGAAGUUACUUUGCAGGCUCGGAAACGCUACGCGGCAUGGCGCCAUCGUGGAGCUUCUUGGGUUUUGCAGCCGAAAGGUUGGCAUGUCGAACCUAUCGCUUUAAUAACCUUUGCGGCGAUCUGUGCUGGUCGACGAUUGCAAUUCUCUUCCUGGCGCACCGUCAUCGAGCAUGCUUGGUCCCAGCCGUCCGGUUUUCGCAAAAGCUUGGUGGAUCGCAUGAGGGAUGCCUACGAGCGUGUGGGCUGGGAGGCUACAGAUUCUCCUUGGACGGUUCAGACCCCGCAAGGCAGUUUCGACCUCAACAUGAUCAGCCGGGCCGUUUUUGGACACCUCCUGCGACAAGGGUGGAGACAUUACAUGAUGAAGUGCCACAACUCUUGCAGACACGUUUGCAUUGAUGUGGAUAGUAUCGAUGUCGUUCCUUUGCGCAAGUUUGUGGAUGCAACGGUUCCUUCUUCAAGAGCUUUGGCUUGGCGAUGCGCAGUUGCGGCAGAGCCCAACCAUGAGAGGAUGGCUCAUAUUGAUCCAGUCACCUUCCCUUCUCAGGCGUGCCCCCACUGUGGCGCUCAGCGCGCUACCACCUUUCACCUCAUGUAUGAAUGCGAUAGCUCUGCUGCUCUUCGGGCAGAGCUGGAUCUACAGCCCGACGCCCUCGGUGGUGAUCUGGCAGGGUCUCAACGAGCGGCUUGGUUGCAGAACGGUUGGGCGCAGUGGGUUCCUCCACCUGCGGCUGGCGAUUGGACUUGGCACAGAAUCACUCAGUGGAUUGAGGAAGUUCGUGCUUUGCUUGUGGCUCACCCUCCCAAGCUUUUCAAUGGUGAGUUUCUCAUUGCGACGGAUGGCAGCGCGCAGUCACCAGCAGACCCGGAGACUCGAGUGGCAGCUUGUGCUGCGGUGUGGCGAACGUCUUCUGGUUUAAUUUCCUGGUCCCAGCCUUUAGGCAAUAUUGAGAACACGGUCAAUGCUGCUGAGUUGGUCAUAGUCGUCGUGGUGGCAAAGGCGGCGGAGGCAGCGUCUAUGGCUUCUUCUUUGCGUAUUCUUACAGAUCAUGAAAGGGUUCCUGCAGCUUUCAAGAGCAGCAAAUCUUCGUGCGACAAAGUUUCUCUUUGGAAUGCUCUGAAGGAGGUUCACCGAGAUGCUGGUUUUCGUCUGAGUUGGGUUCCUGCGCAUGGCAAGCAUGCACAUGUUCAUGUUCCUACGGAGUGGAGAGAGCUCAACAUGGAGGCAGAUCGCCACGCCAGCUUAGCUGCUCGUGGCGCCGUACACUUGCUGAUUCCUUGGAUUGGCGAGGUAAAGAGGAAGCGGCAGCGCGCCGCAGAUAUCCUCAGGCUUAAGCUUGAGGUCUUUCGACCUACACAUCUUCAGCUUCUUGCAGGUGCUGGAGUUCGUUCUUGA